GGGGAUUCUCCUCACAAAGAAUAAGUUCAGAGAAGCAUCUAUAAUCUGCACUCUCAGUAAUUUGCCAUCAUGACUAUUGCUGCUGCAGACUAACUCGGUCUGAUUUGCGUUUUUGAACACGUUAAGUUAAAACAACUUAAAAGUGAAAUCCUGCUGUCUCUUUAAUUGAACAAAGAGACAGUGAGAGGUGAGAGUGAAAAUAAAUGAGGGUGGGGUUGUUUGGUGGCUCUGCUCGAUAGAUUAAUCACGCAUGCCUGGUUUAUUGUCUGCAGCCCGUGCACUGGGAGAGACAGGGCUGCAGGUCUGUGUGUUUGCUCUCAGUGAUGGGCUCUUCUGGGAGAUGGAUGCUGCUCACCCUGUGUGUGUGUUUCAGCACUCUGGAGAUUAGUGAGUAUGUCUGUGUGCCGUCUUCAGCUUUGACACCAAUUCAGUGAGACAUGAUGAGAAAUGAGAUGAGAAAUAUGCUCACACUGCUAAAACUUCAAGUGAUAUGCAAUGUUACAUUACUUGUUGCCUCUUGCUUAUAAACAAUUAUAUUGAUUGGAGGAAAUAAAAAGUGUAUUUUAUUCUCUGCUGUAAAUUAAUGGAUGAAAUACUUUUGAAAUCCGCAGCAGACCUGACGGAGGGAACUUUUUGUAGACUGACAUCGCUGUACGCUCUAUGUUUGAUGUUGAGGAUGCAAGUUUUUUCACCCUUGGAAAACUAAACCUAGAGUGUCUGUUGUAACUUUUAUGACGAUUUAAAACUUAAUUUAAAAUUAUUGGAUGAUGUAAAUUCAAAGACAGCAAACUGAAAGGUUUUUAACCAUAUUUUAGAGUGACGAGCUUUACUGAAAUCAAGGUUUAAUCCCAAAUUUAAACCAUUAUUUCAAGAACUAAAUAAAAAUGCAUCUAUUGCAGUUUUUCCCUAAAAGCCUGUGUUUGUCACACUAAUUGUUUUAUCUUAAAGACUCUCAAACAGUGACAUUUUACAAACUGGUAAUCAGCACAGAGACAAUGUCAUUUAUUGACGGUAUGUUUUCAUCCCAGUGAAGUAGGCUGUUGUUCCACUCAGUCUGUGACCGGUUUGGCUUACACUCAAAGCUGUCAAGUGUAAUUAACAACUAAUAUGCAUACCGCAUUCCCACACACACACCACAAAAGGCCCGGGGAUGACAGCGAGGAUGCGGAGUGGAGGGAGGGGGAGUCAUUAUUUCAGUAAUGAAGGAGGAGAGGGAGGAGUGCUGCAGUCUGCACGUCAACCAGGGGCAACCAGGGAAUUCAAAAGCAGGAUGAGACAAAAAGGAAAAGAAAACAUAAAGUCAUAAAUCCUUCACUAAGGGAAAAUAUAGCUUGUAACAUUUUUGUCUCUUUCCUGUUUUGAUAAUUGACACAGUUGCACUCAGGGUAACCAUGAGGGAGUCCAGUCUCAGUGUGGUUCAAGGGGAUUUUGUCAUUCUGCCCUGCUCCUUCUUCACCUCCAGCCCCCUCUCCAGACUCAACGUCAUCUGGACUCUGGCUCCCUUCUCCAGCCCAGACACCCCGAUACAGGUGAUAGUGUACGACCAUGGACAGGUGAUAGAAGACCCCUCCCUCAUUGGCAGGGUGGGCUUUACAGGUAUCCCCUGGAGUGCAGACAUUGUGCUGAAUGACACACGUGUAUCAGACGCUGGGAUUUACCGCUGCAUGGUCAAUAACCCUCCAGAGACAGCAGAUCCCGGCAUAGGAGAGCUGGUGCUCAGUGUCCUGGCACCACCCUCACUGCCUGUGUGUCAGUGGGACGGAGAUGUUGAUAUGGGAGGAAGUGUCACGCUGUCCUGCUCGGUGGCUGAGGGUGUCCCCACUCCUGAGAUCCAGUGGGAUAAACUCAGUCCAGAGGAAAUCGCACUUCCUAUCAACAUGGAGGGGGAUCUGUCAGGCUUUGUCCAAAUUGUCAAUGUGUCAUCUCAGACGUCUGGCUUGUAUCGCUGCUCUGCCAAUAACCUCCUGGGAACAGAGAACUGCUACGUCAACCUGUCUGUCUACAGCACUCCGGACAGUCCCUCCGGCAUGCUGCAGGGUGUACUGCUCACCUUGUCCAUGAGCCUGCUGCUGCUGGCGCUGCUGGUGCUCGUGUUGUGGCUUCACCGCACGGGGCAGGACGGGAGGAGGUGGAGGGAGCGGAAAGAAGAGGAGGAGGAUGAGUGUUACAAUGAGAUACGGUACACCCCAUCUCUGAUGAAGCGUUCAUUUGUUUAAUUUUUUAACGUCAACGAGAAAAGGAAAAAAAAAAUCUGUAUUUCACAAAUGUUUUUUUUUUUUUUUAACAUCCUGGCCAGAACUCCCUGCAUUUCUAUACAGCAAUAAACAUCUGUCCAGAAAUACACCAAAUAAAAAGCCUCCUUUCUUCACCUUA
Messenger RNA from Labrus bergylta (ballan wrasse), 2373 nucleotides. Lineage: Eukaryota; Metazoa; Chordata; Actinopteri; Labriformes; Labridae. The record is from RefSeq and is a predicted model, not a curated record.